UGUUAUUGCUUUUAUUUCCUUUGACGUUUCUCGAUAAGACAAAAAGUUUUAUAGAAUUCUUUUUGUGGUGUUUCCAUCCAGGAAUUUCCAAAAUGAUACAACCUGACUACCCAUCAGCCAUGGGCUUGCUAGCCCAUUUAAACUCAGACGAGCUGAAAGAAAUGUUAAAUGACGACACCAAAUUCGAUUCAGUACUCAAAGAUGUAAAACAGGUUAAAGACUGGGAGACUGAACGGGAGAUGACAAUAGCCAAAAACAGAUCUUUGGCCGAGUUCAACCUGGGCAAGGAGCCAGAGCUAGAAGAGAUGAAAGCCCAGGUCCAGGAGAAGUCAGAGAUGGGCGAGCAGCUGUGCACACGCAUUCAGGAGCUGCUGGAGGAGUACAAAACAAAAUCAGCUGGCAUCUCUCCAGACACAACUCAAGCAUUACUCCAGACAGCGGCUGCAGAAGCUGAAGAUCAAUCAGAAAACUUAGCCCAAGACUUUCUCUCAGGGAAAAUCCCAGUUGAAAAGUUCCUUGAGGACUUUGAACCAGCUCGCAAAAACAUGCACUUACGGAAAUUCAAGGCUGAAAAGAUGGCAGAACUGCUGAGACCUGGCAAUCAGAGCUCAUUUAACAAUGGAUAUGCAAAGCCCUACCUCCCGUACUUCGGUUACGGGCCUCCACAGGGCGCCCCCAACGUGCCAUACCCCACAGGACCCCUCAACAUGCCCAUGCCUGGCAUGUAUGGCAACCACUUUUAAGUCAAUGUGUUAACUUUAUGAUCAAUUUUUAGAGAUUGCAAAUAUAUGAAUCAAAUAUUAUUUUAUAAUGACUUGUGCCAGGAGUGGUUCCACUUAGAGUAAUGUAACUAUAAUGUUAUUAACUCGGUCAGUCACAUUAUCUUAAAAUAUGAAGUGUGAAUGUCAAUAAGUUUAUGUGAUGGCUAAUGUUUGACAGGUAAACACUUUUCUAUAGGU
This is a messenger RNA of Trichoplusia ni (cabbage looper), 959 nucleotides long. RefSeq names its product vacuolar protein sorting-associated protein 37C (gene Vps37B). The coding region runs from base 93 to 743 and encodes 216 amino acids. The record is from RefSeq and is a predicted model, not a curated record. Gene Ontology annotation, cellular component: ESCRT I complex. Gene Ontology annotation, biological process: ubiquitin-dependent protein catabolic process via the multivesicular body sorting pathway; protein targeting to membrane; protein targeting to vacuole. Lineage: Eukaryota; Metazoa; Arthropoda; Insecta; Lepidoptera; Noctuidae. The transcript is spliced from 3 exons.